This is a messenger RNA of Loa loa (African eye worm), 1757 nucleotides long. RefSeq names its product PHD-finger family protein. The coding region runs from base 48 to 1757 and encodes 569 amino acids. The transcript has 10 exons. Gene Ontology annotation, cellular component: Rpd3S complex. Gene Ontology annotation, biological process: regulation of transcription by RNA polymerase II. The record is from RefSeq and is a predicted model, not a curated record. NCBI's taxonomy places the organism in Eukaryota, Metazoa, Nematoda, Chromadorea, Rhabditida, Onchocercidae.
UUUUAGGUUUACCGCACCACAUAUAAGGUGUUGUUCAUUGCAGUUUUAUGGACAACGAGACGAAAGAUGACAGCGAUCCUGUAUUUGAUCAGGAUACUGGCCUUCUCGAGUAUAUCGAGGCUUGUACCGCAUGUCCAACAACAAGUAGCAAAACAAAGAAGGUGUCAUCGGUGAUAAAAGAAAAACCAGCUCGACGUUGGAAAUCAAUAAAUUCGCAGUACUGCAGUGCCUGCAUGGAAGGUGGUGAGCUUUUAUGCUGUGAUCGUUGCCCAGCAUCAUUCCAUUUAAUGUGUCACGAACCACCUAUUGAACGAAGUUCUAUCCCAAGUGGAAAAUGGCUAUGUAAUCGUUGUAUGCAUGCAGUGGCACAUGAUACCAGUCCAAAGAUAAUCAAAAAAGUACCGAAAUUGGAUGUUGAGCACUCCUCAUUGGAUGUACGCCGAAGUCAUGCGAUUUCUGGUAUUAAGGAACAAAGUGCAGACCGUAGCCUUAGUGCAUUAGCAGUACUAGCUGAUGCAGCUUUGGCUGCAAAUGCUGAACAGUUCUCCUUACCGCAUGAUUUAUCUUGUGAAAUUCCACCUUUACCGUUUGAUGAGCGGUUAACAUCCACACAAUUAGUGCCGCCGCCGAAAGCAAUCUGUCAUCUUUGUGCAUCGAGAAAUGAAAAGUCGACAAUUAUUCAGUGUGAUUUUUGUUCACUCUGCUAUCAUCUUGAUUGCCUUACACCUCCUCUUCCUUCAGUACCGAAAGAUAAAUGGAUGUGUCCAGCUCAUGUGGAACAUAUUUUGGAUCGAAAAUUAGCAAAAACACUUUCUUUGCGUAAACGAUUACUUAUCUGGCGGAAGUAUGCUAGACAGCCGAGAAAUGGUCCAUAUUUUUCCGUUCCUGACUGCAUCAAGAAAUUGUAUGAAACACGAUGGAACCGGUGGAAAAAAGAUGAGUUACCGAGUGAAAAGGAGCAAGAUUUAUGGUUUGAAAAUAUUGUGCGUAUGCAGAAAAUGCAGGUUGAACUAGAUUUAUCCAGAGAUUCAAGAGCCGAUUUGAGUGAAAAGCAGGAUGAAAAUGCUUCGGAGAAAAUGCCGGAUAUCACAAGAGAAGUAUUGAUUGUGGAAGCUGGAGAGACGGAGCAGCAGCAUCAAUCAAAAUCACAAAACGAUGUUCAUAUGCAAUGUUAUGGUUUGGCGAAUUUCAUAGAACCAUCGUUGUUAAAACGCAUUCGACGCGGCUGCCUGUCGUUGAUGGAAAAUUCGCAGAGUGUGGAAUAUCGCAUUAUUGGUUCUCUUGCUUGUCAAAGACUGGAGCAGUUACUAUGUGCCGCGGAAAGUUCUCGCAAUAUUACGGAGUUGAAAUUUGAAAAAAAAAUUUUACAUAAUGAUAUGCCAGUGCUAGCUGUAUUAAAAGCCAGUGGCAUGGAUGCUUACCCUAUACAACAAGUGAAAACAACUAUAGGCACCGACUCAUCUUGCGAUUUCAAUCUCAGAAAAGUUGCACCGCUUUGUCGUGCAAUCGCUGGACGUCAUGCUGUAUUACUAUUUAAUAAAGUUUCUCGACGAUUUGAACUCCUUCUGAAGCAUGGCGAUCGUUUUCGUGUUAAUGGAAUAACGUACAGAAAUAGUGAUGAUUGCACUACGAAUAUUCUUCUUUGUUCAUGUACAGCCUCCAGCAGUGCGAACUACAGUCAUGAAAUUGCGUACCUGCAUCACGGAAGUAUCAUUGAUAUCGGUUGUACGCGACUGAUUUUUGCAUCGUUCUUUUAA